AAAGGCGCGUGUAAAACGCCACGUGAUUCUCUUUGUUUUGACUGAGAACAAAAGUAGCAGCCAAACUCAAACAGUCAAUGUGUGUGAGGAAACAUCUCCCAAACACGAAUAACUGAGGACACCGAGAUCAUGCUGGAGAGAAGAUGAUCCUGUGAUAGACUGCAGUCACACGAGUGUUUGUGUUUUAUUGUGUGUCACGCCUGAUUCGCGCUGUGUGUGUGUGUGUGUGUGUGUGUGGAUGGGACGCGACUUUCACGGAUCUCCGCGUCUGCAGUGACAGAAGAGGGUUUCUUCAGGACAUCAUGAGACUGUGAGCUCAGUGUGGACUCAGUCAUGGCAGAAACCGACAUCGACAAAUCUCACCUGCCCGGUGUUUAUGACGUGUGCCAAUGUUUCUCUGUGUUAGAGGAUGGUGCUUUGGCUCACAGUCUUCAAGAGCAGGAAAUUGAGCAGUUCUACAGCACCAACAUCCAGAAGAACCAGGCAGUGCAGAACGAUGUUCGUUUGGCCCGGAGGCUGCAGGAGGAAGAGGAGCAGCGAGCAGAUCUCCGCCGGGACCUGAGGCAGCUGGAGGAAGAGGACUGCAGAUAUGCACAGAUGAUCCAAGAGGAGCUCCAGAUGUGUGCAGAGGAGGCCAGGAGGCGAGAGAAAGAGGAUGAGAAAAUCGCUAAACAGCUACAGGAAGAAGAAGAAAUGGAGAUGAGACGGCAGAUGGUUGCUACUGGUUGCAAUGACAAUGACUGUGUUUCUCCACUCUGUGAAGGUUCGGGAGUCUGGGAGCAGGUGCUUCAGGACGCUGAGAUGGCCCGUAGACUUCAGGAUGAAGAGGAUAUGCCUCACAGAGAGCAGGUUCCCCAGAGCUCUGGUCCAGAGGUGGAUUUCAUUGCGGCCCAAGUUGCCCAAGAUGAGGAGAUCGCCCACUAUAUGCAGCGCCAUCAGAGAAGAGUCAAAAACCGGCCACAAGACCUAGAGAUCCAGACUAGACCUCCUGAACCAAGAGAUGAAGGAAACACCACAACCAUGAAGUCUCUUCAGAUGUUGCGUGAGAGGCUGAACUCAGACGGACUGCAUUCACCGGUGGAAGAGGAAGACUUUUCCAUCGAAAGCCAUCUAGCAAGCCCAUCAUGCACUGCGCUCCGAAACCAACACAUACACAAUAUUGCAGAAGAACUGGACCCAACGUUUAAGGCUAGGAAGCGCGAGAGCCAAAUUUCCACCAGCCCCCCAUCAGCAGGUCUAUGUUUGGCCCCUCGUAACCCGCACAGUAUUUUUUAUGACUAUUUACCAGAACCCACCUUCAUACCACCAACUAAAAGACAGAGCGACAAAGCAGGACGUCACAAAGCCAAAGACAAGAAAGAGAACUGUAAACAGCAGUAAUCAUGUGACUAACUUGGUGUUGUCUUUAAAGUGUUCUAACAAGUAUUGUAGAAUCCAAUUUAUGGACACAGAUUAAACUGUUAGACUGAGUUGCAGGUUUCAUGGUUUCAAGGGAGAUAUACAGAAUUUAAUAUAAGCACGUACUUUUAAACUAUUAAAAUACUCAGAAGCAAAGUUCCUUCAUUAUAUGAUGGUUAAAAACCUGGUUUAAAGGUAGGGUAGGUGAUUUCGGAGAGACUAGCAAUAGCAAGCUAGCUUUGAAAGCAUAAGAUCCCACCCUCUCUGCAAAUCACUCUUACAUGAUUAGAGAUGGCAUUGGAGGAGGAUUCAAUGCAUAAUAUUACAAUAAUAACACCUUUCAUCCUCGAUUGAU
This is a messenger RNA of Carassius carassius (crucian carp), 1753 nucleotides long. RefSeq names its product coiled-coil domain containing 50b (gene ccdc50b). The coding region runs from base 334 to 1380 and encodes 348 amino acids. The transcript has 12 exons. The record is from RefSeq and is a predicted model, not a curated record. NCBI's taxonomy places the organism in Eukaryota, Metazoa, Chordata, Actinopteri, Cypriniformes, Cyprinidae.